Fomitopsis serialis is the source of this 729-nucleotide messenger RNA. RefSeq lists its product as uncharacterized. NCBI's taxonomy places the organism in Eukaryota, Fungi, Basidiomycota, Agaricomycetes, Polyporales, Fomitopsidaceae. The record is from RefSeq and is a predicted model, not a curated record. The annotation marks the transcript as partial. The transcript has 8 exons.
CAUUCUCUAGAGGGACACCAAUUCUUCCAUGUCUACAUCCACGGCCGAAGCGAUCGCCAAUGUACAGGUUGGCUUAGUACAGGGUUAUGUCGGUAUUGCGUGCACAGCAAAUGAAGUAGUAUUCCCCAUCUAUGAUUAUCUGCUUACUUUGGGCAGCGACAUGACUCUCUUGUGGCCGCAGCGUGCACCGUCUGGGAUGACCACGCUCAUGGCCUUGAUACGAUUCACCACGAUUGGCAUGUCAAUUACCCAGUCGGUGUACAUUCUUUGCCGCGGUACUUACGUCAGCUCCGCAGUAUUCAGUCUGCUCCCGAAUAUACUGGACGCAGUGAUUUCGGCAAUUCGUGCAUACGCAGUCAGCAACCGUAGUUUGGUGUGCGCUGCAAUAGUGUUCGCGACUAGCAUAUUCGUAGUUAUCUUCGAUGCGUACGCCACAGCGAAAAAUCGAUAUCAGUCAGUCGACAUCGAUGGUACCUGGAGCUGCUAUAUCAUUAUCCACUUCGCAGGCAGCACGGCUGAAAAUUUGAUUUUCAAUAUACUCUCGCAAGCUAUUGUCGUCGGUCUCACUUGGUCAAGGAUGCUAUUUCUUGUACGACGGCCUGGAAAGGGACAGGCUCGAGUCAACCCAAGGUCGUUCAGUAUCUCAUGGUUUCUUCUUCGAGACGGCACUGUCUAUUUCAUGCACGUCCUACUCUGCCCAUCUACACAUGCUAUAUCCUUAUCUACUUC